This is a messenger RNA of Heterobilharzia americana, 240 nucleotides long. Lineage: Eukaryota; Metazoa; Platyhelminthes; Trematoda; Strigeidida; Schistosomatidae. The record is from the annotation of a GenBank genome assembly.
AUGAAUAUUGAUGCUAUCUGUAAAUUCACUUCCACAGGAUAUGGCUCCACCAUAAGAUGUUCAAACAAUCAGACACUGUCCAGUGACAUAGAUGGAACGUCAUGCAGGUUUCUUGGAAUACUGCAUUCUGAAACCACGAAUCUACAGAUGUUUGAAAAGCACUUGAAGUCUCUAGUUGCUGCAUUUCUUAGUGGAUACAACGCAUGUAUAUUAUGCUAUGGAGAAGCAACUCGGGGCUGA